AUGCCAAGCGAAGUAGACGAAUGCCUUGCGGCCGCCUCUGUUGCCGGCGAUGAGGACCUUGUGGAGUUGAAUCAAGAGCAGCUACGGGCAUUGCAGCAGGCGUUUGUGCGACUGUGCAAAGACUAUGUGCUCAUGGACACCAGCGGCAUGAAGACGUCGAUGAUGUACAGCGAGCUGAACAACGGUCCUGACUACGAGCUCUUCGAUCGAAAGACGCGCCGUCGCCGACACUGGCUCGCUAUACGGCAUCGCUACGAGGACGUCAAGGAACUGUUGUGGCCCUCGGACGCUGCAGCGGAUGAUGGCGACGCGUCAGCUGCAUCCGUCGAGGACAGCGAGCGUCAACAGCAAUGUUCGCUGGCAGACGAGUCGCUGCCGGUGUUGCCGAUUGCGGACAUGAUGGAGGCGCUCACAUGGUUGGAGGCGGCUUCGACGUUUGGGGCUCGGAAGCACCGGCCCUUCGACACCUCUGACGCUUCUGACUUUACGCCGUUGGACUUGUCGAGGGAGGUGCGCAUCGUCGCCUCGUGUGUCCGCGCUGCAGGGCUGUCCAGCCUCCUCCACAACAUUGCACAUGGGGCGGCAGGUGAGCCACCCGGAGAUGCGGCGGACGCCGUGGCUCAUCGCUUCAUAUCGCUUGGUGCGUUGUGCGCGAACCACGGUGUGCCCUUGUCGGUCGCCUUCGCUCCAUCCGUGUCUACCUGCUGCGAUGCGGCGGCCUCGUCCGCCACCGCUGCCGCCGCCUCCGUGCAGGCAUGGCUCUCCUCGAUUCCUGUCCUGUCUCGCGUGAAAGACGCGGUUCGGGUGAUCGGAGUCAUGCAGAUCUGCCCAGAAGGCAAAGGUGAUAGUGCAGCUUCUGAGCUGUUGCGCUUCAGCGACGCCGAUGGCGCCGUCGUGCGGGAAGUGCUGCUCGACGCGUUGUGCCGCGUCGUGCCCGCCUCUCUCUUCUCCGACGCUGCGGCCCUCGAGAACGUCGAUGAAGCAGAACUGUGCGUCUUGCUGCGGUACGCGACUGAGAUACAGGAGCAGAAUGCCGCUUUCUUUCAAGUGAUGGGCGGCAGCGAAGUGAUGUCCAGGCCGGAGCGUGCGGCGACGACUGAGGGUCGACGCGUGCUGCAGCACUUCACGCGACUGGUGCUUGCACGAUGCCGCCACCUUUUGCACCAUCACGAUGGCCCUCCACCCACCCUCUUAAGCGGCGACGCGGAGAACAUUCCCUUCGUGGACUUGCAGUUGUAUGCCGAUCACAACCACCCGGAGGUGCGCGUGCAUCAAAAGAUCGGCCGCGCGAACGCGCAGGGACUUCGGUACGCGGGCCUGCAGUCCACGGCAUCCACGACAAUGGCAGAGCUCCUGAGUCGGCUGGAAAGCGCCAACCAGCGAAUGGCAGCUGGCGCGCGGGGUCUGCGGUGCGACCUCCUCAGGCACGUCGCCCAGAAGGCAGCCCUCGGCAAAAGCAAGUUAACGCUCGAGGAUGUGACACGUGCGUUGCCGUUGCUGGCAGCGCAAAUGGGCAAGACAUCGGAACAGCAGGUUAAGUCCACCUACGAGCGCCUGCUGACGGCGAUGUCGACCACAAUAGCUGUCGCGCUGCAGCAGCCGCAGAAGCCCGCGUGCAUUCUCGCCCUCCUCGAGGGUCUCGCCGGCUGUCACUACACGCCGAGCUCCUACAAACUUCUGGAAAUGGUAAUGCUUCGGAUGAUGAUGCGCGGUGCCUUCACGCUUAGCGACGCCGGUCGCUGCCUCAUCGCCAUGCUGCAAGUGGUUGGCCCACAGAAAGUUUCCCAGUCGGUGAAGCAAGCCAUCGCCAUGCGCGUGGUAGCUGCGGUGGAUGCGAGGUCAGACAGCACUGCGGCGGAUGUGCUAGCGGUACUUCGGGCGCUGCGCUACAGCUGUUAUUCGUCGUUUGCCUCUCUCGUGUGCCUCGUGUCGAAGUCGCCGCUCAUGGGGAACACAGCGAACUGGCAGCCGUCGGAGCACGUGCGCUAUGCUGUGCUGCUGGCCGCCGCCGCCGCGGCGCUCGAGACGGAGGCGAACUCUGAGCUUGGUAUUGCCGUGUCCACCACCGCGCGGGAGCGGCUUCUGCUUGGCCUCUCUCCGACGCACCCGCCUUCUGCAGUACCGCCACAUUCGCCAGCGUGUGUCGGGGAAGACGCAUAUCAGGAGUGUGUCACUGCGUGCGCUGCGCUAGAUGUAAGCCCUGUACCACCGGCUCUGACGGCGUGGGCGCACGCAGACAUUGACGCGCGCCCUGUGCAUUCCUUGUGCACUCCGGCGCUGGCAGUGAGCACGAUGGAGGCUCUCGAGGCUAUGAGCCUCGCCCCAUCCCGGUGGUACACCGCAUACGUCAACUACUUGACUGACACCCUGGAGCAGAUGCAGCGACGGCCACUGCUCGAAGACGACGCGGAGACGGCGGUCAGGUGCUUGUUCCUCCAACGGGCGCCCGGGGCCGUGACCAGGCUUGCUUCAGUGCUCCUGGAGCACGAAGUGGAUCGUCUUGACCAAACGCUCACCCGCGGUGCUGUAGUCCGCGACGACGCUCGUGCGCCGCCCGUGUGCACCUUUCAGCAGAGGUCACUCGAGCGGCAAACAUCAGAAGGUGAGACGGAGACCCGUCUUCUACGAUACUGCGCAGCGCUGCAGCACGCUUCCAGGGAAAUGCUGAGCACCAGGUCCGCAGAGGUAUAG
Messenger RNA from Leishmania major strain Friedlin, 2691 nucleotides. RefSeq lists its product as hypothetical. Lineage: Eukaryota; Euglenozoa; Kinetoplastea; Trypanosomatida; Trypanosomatidae. The transcript has a single exon. The coding region runs from base 1 to 2691 and encodes 896 amino acids. The record is from RefSeq and is a predicted model, not a curated record.